GAGAAGAGAAGAGAAGACAAGAGAAGAGAAGAGAAGAGAAGAGAAGAGAAGAGAAGAGAAGAGAAGAGAAGAGAAGAGAAGAGAAGAGAAGAGAAGAGAAGAGAAGAAGGGUUAACCAGGCUGAAUUAGGAAUGAAAUAUCCUUCUGCUGCUCAGAGUAAAUCUCUGUUAGAUAUGGAAGUAGCUAACUACUGUGAAGGCCUGGAUCCCUCAUACAGUACACUGGGCUUUGAGAAUGCAGAGGUGCUCUAUGGAGGAGGAGACAACAUGCCGACAGAGCCGAGCCUGCCUGGUCCCGAUGGGGUCAGCAGUAACUGUGCGAUCUGUGGAGACAAAGCUACUGGGAAACACUACGGAGCUUCCAGCUGCGAUGGAUGUAAAGGCUUCUUCAGACGCUCCAUACGCAAGAACCACAUCUAUACCUGCAGGUUCAGCAGACAAUGCAUUGUGGAUAAAGAUAAGAGGAACCAGUGUCGUUUCUGCAGACUCAACAAAUGCUUCAGAGCUGGCAUGAAAAAAGAAGCUGUACAGAACGAGAGAGAUCGGAUCAGCUCCAGAAGAAGUAUCCCCGACUCCCAAGACCUGCCACCCAUUACUAUUUUGGCCCAAGCAGAAUCACUGUCUCAACAGAUCACUACUCCGGUUGGAAUGGCAGACAUAUCAGAGCAGAAGUCAGGCACUGUGGGGGAUAUAUGUGAUUCUAUGAGACAGCAGCUAUUGGUGCUGGUGGAAUGGGCCAAAUAUAUUCCUGCCUUUGGAGAACUGCCACUGGAUGACCAGGUGAGCUUGCUCAGGGCUCAUGCAGGUGAACACCUCUUGCUCGGGGUUGCCAAAAGGUCAAUGCCAUUCAAGGACUUCCUGCUUUUAGGUAAUGGCUGCGUGAUCCACAGGAACAGUCCAGAACCAGAGAUAUGUCGGGUAGCCAAUAGAGUGCUGGAUGAGCUGGUCCAGCCCUUCCAGGAUAUUCAGAUAGAUGACAACGAGUACGCAGCUCUCAAGGCCAUUGUCUUCUUUGACCCAGAUGCAAAGUCUUUGCGGGACCCUUCGAAGAUUAAGGCUAUGCGACUGCAGGUUCAGAUGAGUCUGGAGGACUACAUUAAUGACCGUCAGUAUGACUCCAGGGGUCGUUUUGGGGAGCUGUUACUCCUGCUGCCCACCCUGCAGAGCAUCACCUGGCAGAUGAUCGAACAGCUCCAGUUCAUUAAGCUCUGUGGCCUGGCCAAGAUAGACAACCUGCUGCAUGAGAUGCUGCUGGGAGGACUAACAUCAGAGCCCACACACCUGCACCACCCAGCACACACCCAGCUGGCCCAGGACCCUGUGACUGGGCACACACUGGUCAUCAGCACCGUGCCUGUCGCUCACACUCCGCAAAUAGCCUCUCCAGACACUCCCAUCCCGUCACCUCCUCAGGGUCCUGCCCCGGAAAUGUACAAACACUUUCCCCAGCCUCUUUGUCCUCCAACCAGCCCCUCGCCGUCCACACAGACCGACCUCUGACUCCUUCCUGCACUCUGUCAAAGAAUCCGACAUGGGAUCAGCUUCCUUGCCCCCCCGUUCAUUAUCCCUGGUCAUGGUAUAAAAAAUUAUGACAGCAGUCUCUAUUCAGUGUCUGUGGUUAGACUUCACCCUUCUUCUUUCUGCUGUGACUCCUGGUGUGGCUGUAACAAUAGCUUAGGCAUAAUGAAAGCAGCAGCUAUGUGGAGCUUUUGCGGGUUUCUAUUUUCCCACAUGAGCGUUAAGGUAAGCACAGUUUUUGUGCAAUUUUUAUCUGCUGCAAGUUCUUUUUUUUCUCUUUUUUUUCUUGUGUAUCUGCGCCUGUUAUUGUUUAUUUCCCAGCACUACAGAAGCUCAAGCUCAGGGUAUUCUGACAUUUUCUUGCACUACGUGGCACAAUGUAGUUCUGGUGCUCAUUUAGGCACAAAAAUUGCAUUCAUGUUAAAACCUACCCACAGCACGCUGUAGCUGUAGUCAUCGCACAGCAGCUACAGUCUCUGAUGUGUGGGGAGUGUUGUGUUUAAUUUGCAAAGAUGGCACAGCAGAAACUUUAUUAAUUAUUUAAGUCUCCCGACAUGGCAGCAGGAUCCGUCAUGUAAGGGCAUGCUCUCACACUAGAGCAUUAUUGCUUACAGAUUACAAGUUCAGCUGUAAAAUCAUCUUGGAGUAAUGCAGCCGUGCCCUGGAUGAGUCCUGAGCUCCAUCAAAUAGCUACAUACAGGCAUUUUUGUUAAAAACAAAAGUCCAAACUCUGAGUCCAAAUCAUUAGCAAUAACCUACUACAUAUUUGCUCUUGUUGCUUCCAUUUCUAUAUACCGAGAACAAAUACAACAUGUUGGUAGAACACUAUAAAACAAGUUUACACAUGUGAGGUAUGGAGUCCAGUGUAGAGGUGUGAAAACUUGGAAGGAAAAGACUCCUGGAGAGGUUCAGAUGCACUCAUCUGUUACCUGUGAUUGUCUCUAAAUCAAUUCCAGACCUGCACCAUUGAUAUAAGACCUGACCUGACCCACAAUUAAAUAUGGAGUCAGAGCUGCAUGUUGGGGAGUGAAGAUAAAAGCUUGCAGUACAAAAUGGCACAAUGGCAAAUAAAUGUCCAAAAAAUUAAAACACUAUUUUUUUUCUGUGGAUUUCUGUCUGCUCAGACCAGCUGGAUACCAGCAAAUGAUACACAGGCCUCUACUAAAUGCACACACUUUACGCAUACAGAGCACAGGGUUGAUGUCAAUUCAUUAUGUAAACCUCCUGACAAGUCACUAGGAUUUAGCGAUAAUUAGCCUCAUGCAAUGUAUUUCCAAAGGAUAUGAGGACUGUUUGAUGUUUUGUUUUGCUCAGUAAAUUAGGUCUGAUAUUUCACAAAGACCCUUGUUUUCUCUUUAUUUUGUUUAUGCUACUUUUAAGACAUAAUUGAGUCUAUUUAAUUAAAUGCACAGCCACAACCGGCUGUACUGAUACUCCUGCAGCAGCAGCACCAAUUAUCUGCCAGUUCAUUCUGUAACUUACACUGCCAAAUAUUGCAUAUUAAAAUGUGGGAUGUCAUGUUUUUAUUUUUUCAUUAUUUUGGAAUUUUAAGCACUUCGCUUCUCUCUCUGAGUUUCUUUCACUUUGUUGCACUUGUUGCUUCUUUUAAAGGGGAUGAGAUGAGAUAAUUACAAACAAAAUUUGCUCAUCACACCCAGUUGUGUUUGUGUCUGGGAUAUUUCAGCAAAAUAGAGCCCUUAAACUUUACUAUAUCGCUUCAAAUGAAGUGGAAAAAUGCGGCAAACACUAAACUAUGGUUUAGCUAAACAAGAUAUGCUUCUUUGUAGUCACUUAAAACUACCAUAGUGUCAUUAAGGCACAUCAUUGUAGACAUGUGGCUUAUGGACAUGACAGUGUUCUAAAAUUUUGAUCUUGGGUCGGUUUAAACUGUUGAUUUUAUUACUUAGUGCUUUGUACCUAAGUAUUAAAAUAACACUCACUGGACUGGGCAUAAUGAGCCUGUCUAUUGAAUUCCAGAGAUCUAAAAUAUAAAAAUACAUAAUCAGAUGUUUCUGAGGAAACAGCAAUGGAAUAAUUAAUUUAAAACUGUCAAAAAAUUACAGCUGCUGAAAGUAAAAGUUUCAGCUGGCUAUCAAAUAAGGAAUGAAUACAGUGUUUUGUUUAGACAGUAUGCAUCAGAAGAAACCUCUAAACUAAGAUCUAAGAUCAGUUCUUUUGUUUAAUCGAACCACAGAAACGUGUUUUUGUUUGUUUGUUUGUUUCACAUUUUCAGGAUUUUUAUCUUUUAUGAAGGAAGUAAUUGACAAUUAAAUUACAAAACAAAAAAUACUGUUGUUGGCAUUUGAUACUGAACAUAUACAUAUGUGUGUGUGUGUGUGUGUGUGUGUGUGUGUGUGUGUGUGUGUGUGUGUGUGUGUGUGUGUGUGUGUGUGUCUGUGUGCGUAUAACUUACACAGUGAUGUGUGCAUUGUCCUAAUGGAAAUGAAUAGCAGCUAAAACAUAUAAAUACUUUUGAACAACGAUCAACAUCACAGAAAUUCUUGAUGAUGUCAUGUUAAAUGCAUAAAUGAAUAUGGAUAAACUGUAGUAUUUAACUUGCUGUACAUAGUGAAAUGAAUGAUAGAAAAUAUCUAAAUUAUCAGACUGGUUUUCUCACUUUAUUGAUUGAAAUGCUUUUUUUUGGUUUGUGUUGAUAACAUGUACAUUUCUUAAUUUAUGUAUUGAUUAAACAAUUUUGAAGAAGUGAUGAAACAA
This is a messenger RNA of Amphiprion ocellaris (clown anemonefish), 4232 nucleotides long. RefSeq names its product hepatocyte nuclear factor 4, gamma (gene hnf4g). Gene Ontology annotation, molecular function: nuclear receptor activity; nuclear steroid receptor activity; zinc ion binding. NCBI's taxonomy places the organism in Eukaryota, Metazoa, Chordata, Actinopteri, Pomacentridae. Gene Ontology annotation, cellular component: nucleus. The coding region runs from base 132 to 1499 and encodes 455 amino acids. The transcript is spliced from 11 exons. Gene Ontology annotation, biological process: cell differentiation; anatomical structure development; regulation of transcription by RNA polymerase II. The record is from RefSeq and is a predicted model, not a curated record.